AAGCACAGGUAGUGGGGCAAACUGGUGGUGGCGGGAAGCAGCAGUCAGCUGACGGGACCACCACACGUCAACAACAAUACCACUCUUGCUACCUUCAGGCCCGUCUUCUUCCCUCACACGUCCCGCUAGCAUGGACGGGGUGCAGACGAGUGUCCUGGAGAGGAGGGUAAUGCACAGGAAGCUUUACAAGAACGCUCGCGGUAAAGCACCGCCUUGGAAAGAUGUGUAUCGCAAGCGGUGUGUGGAACGUUUGCGGUCAAAUCGGUCCCAGCUGGUGGAACACUUCCGUUCAGCUGGGGAUGCGAUGAACAACAACCCCACAAAAAUAGUGCAGGAUGUGAUGGAGAUAGAGUGGGCUGCCAUGAAUCAGGGCUGUAACUUGCCGCCUCUGAAGAAAAGUCUGGAUGAUUCAGGAGCAGAAGACCAGACGAUGUUGUUGGCCGUUAUGGAGGAAAUCCACCAUGAACUCGUCAGUGAAGAAGAAAAAUUGCUCAUAGAAGUUCUGAACUAUGAUGCUGCUGCUCUGGCAAGUCAAGUUGCUAUGCAGCAGUCUGAGGAGGUAAUCUGCCCUGUGUGUCAGGUCCAUUUACAGAUGCAUGGAUUACAGGAGUCACUCAGAGGACCAAAUGAAAUGAUCUAUAAACCAGGUUCUGGGCCGAAUAUCCUUGUAAACUGUUCCUGUGGCUUAGCUCUACAAGGAGCCAAUCUCACACUAAAUACAGUAAAAUCAAGCCUAGAAAACACUGUAUCUCACCAUGGGCAGACUUGUGUGGGGCAGAUGUCCUUCACACCAACAACAGACACGCAAGGCGCUAACGUACUCAUCACUUGCAGCGUCUGUGACUGGAUGUCUUUUCUCUUGUAGAAGUUGGUCAAUCAUUCAAGAGUAUCUUCAGAUACUGUAUAGCCGCAUACACCAUUCCACUGAUCAGAUUCGGAAGAUGGCUGUGAUUAGAUCCCAGUUAAGUAAUUUUUUUUAAUAAUUACUGUUUUCUAUAACUCUAAUAUUACUAGUGAUUUAGGAUAGUGUUUGGUGUACCAUAAACCAAAUUUGCAUUUCACUUACAAAGGUUAGUGUGUGUCACAUUUUCACCAUUUGAAUUAUGUAAGUGUAUAAUUUUAUUUAUUCUUAUAAUUAAAGUUUCAAGAACACUGAUAUUCUAUACAGUAUUUACUAUCUAAAAUAAUUGUUACACUAAGGAUUCUAAGUUAAGGCAAAAAUAUUAAAUAUGCUUGUAUGGAUUUUUACCCCUUUUAUCAAAUUGCAUUUCCACUACUAUGUUGUUUAUUGAAGUUGAGGAUUUUAUUUUUCUUGCACAGUACCUUUUCUUCUUAAGGUUACAAAGUUGGUCUCAUAAGUGUCCAUCUUAUAACAAGUCUUACUAUUAUUUUUGAGAGGUUUAUGUAGAGUCUGUGUGUGUGUUGAAUGGUGGAAACCCCAUGACAGGACUCUCAUGAUUAGCUGUGAAUCAAGUUAUUUGCCAGAUGUUUACAAUGUGUACAGUUUUAUGUUUUGUGCCUUUAAGAGGCCCCAAGUGAUUGUUGCUUAGAACACAUUUUCACAUUUAUAUUCCUUAAAUAUUUAGUAAUUAAAACUAAGCAUGGCUGUUCUGAAUAAAGUUUCAAAUAAGGAAUAAUUUUUUUUUAACUUUUCAAACAAGUAUUCUAAUCUUUAGAAAGAUUGAAGUUGUAGAUAAUAUAAAGAUUCAAUUGUUUCCUAACAAUACAAAAAAUAAUUUUAAUUAAAAAAAAAAUCCAUAACUUUUUUCUAGAAUAUCCUCGGUUUCACUUGUAAAUCCUGUUGAUUUGUUUAAUAUGUGAAAAUAGAUUCAAUUGAAUGACAACCGAUUUUAAUAUAAAAUCUUGAAACAAUUUUAAGAUUUGAAUUUUCCUACCAAAAAUAUAUUUCUUUUUGUACUUUGCAGUAUAUUAAUUUGCUCAUCACUUUCUAUGCAAAGUCAGAUAGGAAUGUCUUCACAAGAAAAAGAAAUGUGAUGCUGCACUGGAUAAAUUUCAUUAAAUCUUUUGACUCUGAGAAAAAUAUAAUACAGAAAUGCAUUAGUGUAGUUAUGAAUCUUCACUCAAGAAGAUAUUACCAUAGUUGUACAUUACUUAAGAGGAAUGAUAUCUGCCUUUACUACUUUUUAUGAUUUUCUUGUUUUAUGAAUACUUUUAUGUAUUCUGCUGAUACAUGCAUAAAGUACAUAUGCACACGUACGUGGAGAGUAAGGAAAAGCCUCUUUCAUUACCUUUGUGUUGCAGUUUUUUCCAGUGCUUAGUUCCUAAUAAAUUUUUGUGUUGCUUCAACCCUGAAACACAUGUUGAUUUCAUGUAGCGCUUCCAUUGAUAAUGUGUAAAUUUUUUAGAUAUUUCUGGUGAGAAAGGUUGAAGAGAGGGUAUUUAUUUGGUCUACACAUGCCUUUAUCAUGAAUACUAUAUGAAUUUUCAAUAUUGUAGCCCUCAGUGGACAAUUGAGGGUUAAAAUUGUGUAUAUUUGUAUUUUUGGUCUAGGUUCAUUUUAGCCUUCAAAAAAUGUGUAUUUUAAAUAUGCUUUAGUGUUGUAUAGUGUGUAGCAUUCACUGAGAACUUAUUUAGUGAAAUAAAUAAUUAAAAAUGUCAUUCCUAUUUAAAUUGAAGUUUAAGGGUGUAGGUACUGUGUUUAAAUUUCAUUUGAAUAUUUGGUUCUCAAUAGCUUUGCUAUAACUGGAAAAAAACACAUGUAAAGAGUAGUACAUUUUCAUAGUCUCGAAUAUUAACUUCAUUAUUCAUUCUAAUAAAAUAAUACAAUAUUCAUGCAUGCACAAUUUGUUUAAAUGUAUAAAAUUGUUGUAUGUAUAUACAUUCAAAAUGGAUUUUGAAUUUCUCGGUGUUAAAUGUAUACUUUUGGUGUCUUGUGUAUGAUUUUCAGUCAAGUUGCCUUUUAAAAUAUAGGUGUUAAAACUGUAAUAUACUAUUGAAUCUCAAGAAUUCUACUGAAGGAAUAAUUAUCAUACCAGUACCAAUCUUUUAUAAAAUUAUGUUGUUUCCAAAAUUGGGUCAGCUUCUGCUAUCCUUUUUUUGGUUAAUGUGCUAUUGAAGACUGCUGUUUCUUUACACAGAUAUUCAUCUGAAUUGUUAAAUAAAUCUAUUAAUUAAGUGGUGGGCAAACUCCUUGCACAAUAAAAUUUCACCUGCAGCUUCCAGCGGGUAAAAUAUGCUAGAGUAAUAUUAAAUCAACGUUACCAACGUUGAUUGUAUAUUAAAUAAGUCUUUUGCCCAGAUUUGCCUAGGGUAAGGUAUCAAGUCAAUUUGGAGUGUGGUGCACAGAGUAAAAUAACUUAAAUUUAUUAAGCUCUGGCAUAAAAAUUUGCUAAUAAGUUAGCAUAAAAAUGAAUUCGAUGACUAGUGCCGGUAAUGAUUUCAUUUUUCUCAGCAGAUUGGAUGUGUGGUUUUCAGUCAAAAAGCAUUUGAAUAUGUAUUGUAUUUACAUGCACAAAAUUAUGUUUCUCUACAAAAAUUACUUUAAAAAUAUUUUCAUUAAAUGCACGUUGAAACAGGCUGAAAACUCACUAUCCAUGUAAAUUGGAUGCGUCUUAUUUGCUUGCAAAUACAGUACAGUAUUUUGUUGUAUAUAAUUUUGCUGAGCAUUCUUAGUUGGUGAACUGUGCUUGUUUACCAUUUUGUUUUUCUCAUCUUGUAAUUAGGAUUUUAAAAUGAAUAUACUGUAAUUCAGAUUUUAUGAAUCGUAAUAUUGCAAGUAUUAAACUGGCAAAUAACGCUGUACAGUACUGGUAUUUAAAAAAAAAAAAAAUGCAUAUUAAAUGUCAUGCACACUUCCGUGGAAAUAAAUGGAAGUCGAAGCUCUAUCGACUUCGUCGAUAGAGCUUCGGCCUCACGCGUGGGGUCCACGGUUUGAGUCUCCUACAGCCCAAGUGAAUGGAAUAAAAUGAAUAAUUAAUAAUUUGAUCAUAUUCAAAAUAUACCUUCAAGACCAUAUAAUUUAAUACUGACUUUGUAACACCAUGCAAGUGUUACAAAUGAAUUUAUUUUUAAAUUUUCUUUAAAUAUGUUCCUCCUCUUGGAAUACUUAAAUUGUACUAAAAACCUUGGCUAAAACUUUGGUACACUUUACAAUCAUACAUUGUGCUAUGUUGAUUUAGGAUUCUGUAGUCUCCUUAUGGUAAUUUAUGGAACUUUAUAUAAUUAUAAUUUUUAGUUCACAUGUAUGCAUGUGUAGUAUCUUGACCUUUAGCGCACAGACAGACAGACGGACAGAUAGAGUAGGACCUUAGUGUACUGGAUACUGAAGCCUGUUGGAAGGUUUCAGAUUUACUAAUGUAUGCAAUACUUAGGGGAGUAAACACUUGUUCCUGAUAUUAAAGUACAGUAUCAGUUUUUUUUUUUCAUUUUACAUUAACUCUUGAGUGGUUUUUUAUACGCUGCUUUUUUUUAACACGUCUUUCUUUCUCUUCCAUGAUAAUGGGAAAAGGUUAGUGAUAACGACUUGACAAAAUGUACAGGCUAAGAUGCACACCAGGGCAGUCAGUUGUCUGUCUUCAUCUUAGUGGUAGUGCUAAGAUACAUAGUUUUUUUUUUUAUGGGUUUGACAAAUUUAACUUGAAAGAUAAUUAGAUACAUACCAUGUUUAUUUUCAUGUCUAUGCUAUAUGUUUGAAACCCUUACUGGUGUUGGCAAGCCAAAAUGAAUUAAUUUAUUGAUUGCUUCAUCUUCUUUAGGCGAUAUUUUACGAGUGGUAUAUGCCAAGAGUUUUCCCAAGUGUAUUGAUUCUUUACAUAAAAUUUGUAUUGAUGUUUUUGUAUUUUCAUGGCUUCUGUGAACUGUGAUUUAUAUAAUUAGCCUUUAUCAGUGUUUUUACUAUUGUACAUCCUUAAUUAUUUUGCCAACACUGUACUAGCCUAAUUGUGCUUGCGGGGGUUGAGUUUCGGCUCUUUGGUCCUGUAAAGUCCUAUUUAGUAUUAUACUGUGUGAUAUUUCAGUCCCAUUUUGCCAAUACUGCAUGAUACUAAGUGUACCGGUGGUGCUGAUCCUGUCAGAUGUUAAGUAUAACGCACUGACAACGAUAUUAAGUGUGCCAAGUCACCAUUUAGUUUUAUUAAAUUGGACUGUCUGCAACUUAUGCAAUUUUUUAAUGUGCUCCAGUGAUAGUCAUAAAUACAUCAUUAUUAUUAUUAUAAGUA
This is a messenger RNA of Procambarus clarkii (red swamp crayfish), 5177 nucleotides long. RefSeq names its product RPA-interacting protein A. NCBI's taxonomy places the organism in Eukaryota, Metazoa, Arthropoda, Malacostraca, Decapoda, Cambaridae. Gene Ontology annotation, cellular component: nucleus. Gene Ontology annotation, biological process: protein import into nucleus. The record is from RefSeq and is a predicted model, not a curated record.